Molecule: messenger RNA, 6669 nt
Organism: Naegleria lovaniensis
Lineage: Eukaryota; Heterolobosea; Eutetramitea; Acrasida; Naegleriidae
Exons: 9
Coding region: 1-6669 (2222 amino acids)
Biological process (GO): cyclic nucleotide biosynthetic process; intracellular signal transduction; transmembrane transport
Cellular component (GO): membrane
Molecular function (GO): phosphorus-oxygen lyase activity
Source: RefSeq, a predicted model, not a curated record
AUGACCACAACGUCAUCCGCUGCAUUUCAGGCCUCAUUGUUUAUUACCAGCUUCUCGUCCACUUUUGAAGUCAUUGUCGAGUGUUCGAUUGGUUUUCUUCUAACCAAAAUGAAAAUCAUUACAGCAGAACACAUCAGGUUUCUAUCAAAGAUUUGGUUCAAUUUAUUUAUUCCUACAUUAUUCUUCAAAGAUAUGGCGACAUCAUUUUCAUUGGAUUUACUGCAAAAACUUUAUAUGAUUUUAAUAUUUGGAGCCAUUAAUCAAGUGUUGGCUGUCAUUGUUGGUAAAUUAGUGUUUAAUAAUUUCACAUUUAAAUGCAUUGUGGGACCUUUUCGAUGGAUGGCCACCAAGUUAUUGAAUGUGUUUGGAAAGCGUUCUCAAUUUUUGGAGAAUAUGGACAAGAUGAGUAAGACUGAACAGGACAUUUAUUUUGUGAGCUUGUUUUGUCAUAACUCGGUGUCUCUACCCUUAAUUUAUUUAUCAGCUCUGUGCUAUCUGUCUACUACGAAUCCUAUUGAAAAAGCAGAGAAUGAAGCUAGUGUUGUAACAAAUGGUUAUCAAACCUCUUGGUUAUAUCCAAUGAACGCCAAUGAUACUCUUGUCGAUAAUACACCUGCAUUUUACAAAAUACCAUACGCUGAGGCAUAUAAAAGCUCUAUUACAGCCAUUUCUAUUUUCAUUGUACCUGUGGAGAUUGCUUUUUACACACUAGGAACAUACAUUUACAGAAAAGGAUCAGAGCAGCAACAAGAAGUGAUCGUACGAUUACAAACAGAUCCUGGAUCUUCUCAAGAGUCGUUGGAGGCUCCUCCACACACAGCAAGAAGUUUAGAAAGUUUAGAAAAUCAACACAUUGUAACAAAUAUUACCAAAUUGCACGAAGGAAAUGAAACCAUUCUCCCCUACGAGCCUUCUUCAAGUAAUUUGCAAGAAGACGAACUUUCCUUUAAAAAGUACGAAGAACGACAUAUUCUAACCUCAUCCGAGUCCAAUUUACUUCCCAACACUUUAGAAGAAUUGGAAAUGACACCCAUUCAGGAAAAUCAUCUCAGCACAGAGUCAUCACCUAUUGAAAGUACACUUCCAACACAGGUCAUCUCACAACAAGUGCAACCAUCUCCACGCAUCUCACGAACGAGUAAGAUGAAGCAAAUGGCAAAGAAUUUUGGACUUUUCAUGCUUCAUAACAUUAUUUUGAAUCCUCCAUUGGCUGCCAUAUUUCUUGCCUUAAUGAUCUCUGUGGUGAGUACGGACUUGAAAAAUUUCCUCAUUGUGAACCCUCCUCCAUUUGUGUCCACCAUCAAACACUUGUGUGAAGUUUUUGGACAGGCCGUGGCACCAGUUUCUCUCAUUAUUCUUGGAUCGAAUAUUGCAAUUCAGGCAACACCACACAAUCAUGAUCCAUUACAAUUAUUGGAAGAUUCAAAGAAACACGACGAUGACACAAGUCAUUCCUCCCAAAUAAUAGAGCCCACACAUGAAUCAUUGUCGACUCGUUACACCCCUAUUCGAAUGGCACUUUUAAAUGGUGUUGCGAAAGUGAAACACGUUUUUUUGGCAGCUAUCAUUCAUGUAUGGAACAUUUUGAAAAUUAAGAAACUGAAUCCGACCGCUUUGCUAUUUGCCAUCACGAUCAAAAUGGUUAUUUUUCCACUGAUUGGUGUUGCCUUAAUGUUUGCUUCGAGAGCUCUCUUCCCAUCAGGCUUUUCGAAUAUUACUGAUCCUCUCUUCUUUUUGGUGAUUUUGAUUCAAUUCUCAACUCCUCCUGCCAUUGCUAUCACUGCUCUCAGUGCCGUGAAUUCGAAUUAUGGACAGCAUGAAACAUGUGUAUUGAGUGCUACUGAUUUUCAUUAUGGGCAAUGGGGAAGCUGGCUACUGAAUGUGCUAAAUUACCCUGUAACUUUUUCAAUGGAUAUCAUGCCUUUUAUGGGAUCUUUAGUGCUCACGUGCUUUGUUAUUUUUCUAAUGUUAUUGCUCAUCACAAUCUAUGUAUUGAGUUGGAGAGGUGCACGUACUUCAUCCCGAUAUAUCAAAAUUUAUCAACAAGUGAUAUUCGUCAAAUCCUUUCUUGCUAUUCUAUUGACUGGCCCUAGUACCUUUGUAAUGACAUCGUUUAUUGAUUGCAGCUAUGGAUCCCUACCGGUUCGGACACGAGAAGUAAUACUUGGAUUGAGCAAUAGCUCAAAUAGUACCCUCAUACAAUCGCAAUCUUCGAUGAACUUGCUAAACCGUUAUCCCGAUUAUGAAUGCUUUGGAACUCAAAACAUGGCCUUGUACAUACUGGUGAUUAUUUUUACUUGUGCUUACGUACUUUUAGCGACCCUUGCUACCUUUGUGGUCCCUAACUCGCAUCCACGCAACUCUACUCCCAUGAUUUUUGAUAGUUUGCUAUUCCAGCCACUAAUUAUCGUUGGAAACAUUAUUUCUAUUCUCUUUCAUUAUUUGAUACCUCCUGAAUUUGCCUAUGCUCGCUCUAUUAUUCAUACAGUUGUUUCUAUUUGUACCAUAGUAUUUGUUUUCAAAAGUGUGCCAAUGAUGAGGAGAUUUGAAAAUACUAUUGUGAGCGGUGUUGUGUUCGCUCGUUUAGGUACCAGCAUUGGAGGUCUCAUAUCGUUUUUCGUAAACCCAACCAAUGAGAAAGAUUUGGGAAUUGGAAUGUCAAUGAUGACUAUUGGAAUGGUUGUUUUGUUUUCCUUAAUUGGUGCUCUAUCAAUGGAACUAUACACAAGAUUUGUUAUAAACUUUGUUCGAAAGAAGUAUAUGAUUUUACAUGAGGGUAGUUCUGGCACUGUUGAAAAAGAAGCCUCCGCUCUAUAUUCCCAAGUGCAAGAAGAUCACAAUUUUAAAAAGUUAACCUUAUUUAUCAAGUUUACCAUGUCUAGAGUGGGAGCCAAGUUGGAUGAUGAGGACCAUGAUUUAGCGCAGUGCAUUGCGUUUGUUAGAUCGGCAUCAUCUUCAAAGACAUUUACAGAUUUUAACUUGAUUAUUCUCUCAUCGCUUUUGAUUGCUUAUGUGUUGCAUGGUGAUCCCAAUGCCCAUGUUUUUGCUCAAGCAUUGCUUAAGAGAGCAAUGAAACGUAGACCCAACAUUUAUAAUAGAUAUAUAAUUGGGCAAAAGCUAAAAGAAAUUGAGGUUUUCAUAUCUGAUGAGACUAAAACAUCUGGAAACACGAUUGAAUUGAAAACUGUGCUUGCCAAGAUUCAAAAAUCAAUGCUUGAACUAACUGCUCUGCAUCGUCAUUUUUGGAAGGAGAUGACCAGUGAAGUAAUUGAUAUGAUCAAGGUUGAAAAAAUUAUUAUUCGCUGCGCCUCAUUGACUGGAGAAUGUGACAAAAUUUUCAGUCACCUGUUGGCCAUGAAUUACAACGAUAAGACAGUGCUACGUCAAUAUGCCCAAUAUGUUGAAGCUUUCAAAUUCAAUAAGGAACUAGCAAAUGAGUAUUAUAUUGAAGCUUCUAGCUUGGAGGAAGAUGAAUCCUUGCACCGAAGAUCCAUGUACAAGAACAGCAAGAAAAACAAAAACAGAGUUCAUCCAGAUACUUCAGAAGAUAUGAAUCCGCAUUCAGCGGAAGAAAAAAAGAUCAAAUCUUUUACUUCUUUAUUUAGUAGCUCAAAAGAUAUCAAUGAGGACGGUGGGCACACAAGUGAACGCGAGUCAUUAGACAACUUUAACGGAAUAGAAAGUGCUACAAAUGAAGCCAAGAGAGAAAUGGUUUUUAGAAGUUCUCUAAGCGUUCCUCAAAGUAGAUUUGUUCAACUUGCAAUCUAUGUCUUAUACAUGCUAUUGGCUUUGUCAUUGCUGGUUGCAGGAGUGGCUUUAUCAUAUAAUUUCUCAAUGCAGGUUACAAGAAAUGUUGUUCAUGUGAUUGAUGUUUGUAGUCCUAUUUACGUACCAACCAAUAUUCUUGUUGGACUACGAGGGUAUCAAAUAUUUUCCAAAACUGGCUUGAAUACCACAAUGUCCCAGGAUGUAGUGAAAUCGCCAGUAACUGAGCUGUUUACGAACUCCAUGCUCAAUAAGAAAAUGAUUCAAGAAGCUCAACAAGUUUUGGUGACACUACAACAACAAGCAUAUAACGCAGAAUUUGAGUAUAUUAUUUAUUCGUAUUACCAUGAGACCUAUUACAAUGUGAUACUUCCAAAAAUUGGUAGCAUUAAUGAAAAAUUUUAUAAUAUUAGCUCAAUUGAAAAUGCAACUAUCACAGAUAUUAAUAACCUAUUAAUUGAACUUACCGACAAAAUAUUGACGAGCGAGGAAGGAAUGAUGUUAGAAACAUUUUCAAGUUACGCAUUCAUGGUCAUGUACAGAAAUCAACAAACAUUUACACGUGCCUACGCUAACUUUUGCCGUGCGUUUAUAGAUCAUGCAAUGGCGAACGCUCAACAAGUUAAUAGCAUGUUCACUAUUUACACGGCAGUAUCACUGUCACUAUUUUUUGUGUUCAGUCUACUUUAUUUAGUUUACGAGAGACAUGAUCUAACAAUAUUAUAUAAGCAGGUGAAGCUUUUACACUCCAAUGUUUCCAAGAAUGAGAUUGGGAAAACAUUUCAAACUCUUAGUAAGAAGGUUGGCGACGAAGUUUCAAUUCAUAUCUCAAAGAAUGCCCUUUUCAAACCUCAAAAUUUUUUUAUACUUGUUUCAGCAUUAUUGACUGCCAUUGUCAUGAUUUGCUGUGGCAUGUUUUUACAAACCGCUUUGAGAAAUUCCACCUACUCUUUCGAGAGUUACGUCACUAUGCAAGAUGGAUUUGAUGCGAUGACACAUUUACAAGAUGCUGUGUUUUCAAUAGUGGAGACAUACAUCCAUGUUGGGACAUCUAUUGAUAAAUUACCACUUCUGUCUCAAACUGAGCUAUCGAAGAUAAAGUCAAAUUUUGAUAAGGUAAUUUACAAUGUAAGAUACUUUUGGAACUUGUGCAUGUUUGGAAGCUCUAUCAAGCCAUACGAAACUCUAGUUCUUGGAAUGUUUCCUUCCACGGAUAAGAUGAUUAGGGGAGACCUUAAUUGUACGCUUGAGCAAACAAGGGCAUCCCUUAAUAACGAUACAUCAUGUGAGAUUGGAAUUGAUUACAUGAUGACAGACCUGAUAACUAAAGGAAGGCAAGUAAUGGAAGAUGUUACCAUGGAAAAAAAGGCUAUACACGACGAUGCUAUUUUGGUGUUCAACGUUGGAACUCUGUUGACUCUUAUUUCCAAGAAAUUAGUGAGCUUCUCUAAUGUAUUUGCACAAGAAUCUUCCAAUCCUCUUAUUGAUCAAUUAAUUGCGUUUGCAAUCAUUGGAUUUUUAACUUUAAUACUUUUAGGAAUAUUAAUGUUUCAAGCUCUUUCUAGCCACUCCAAAACAACAUUUGCUCUGAGGACUAUGUUCAAUUAUGUAAGCAUUGAAACUGUAGAAUCCAAUGAUAAGUUGAAGAAUUUUGUCCUAUAUCAUUCAGUUGGUGAGGGCUUUUCGUUUUCCAAACUCUUUCAGAAUUCUACAUCCAGUUCAGAACGAGAAGAUGCAAAACUCCUGUCCAUUAUCAACGGAGCAGUUGAUGGCGUGAUAUUGUGUAAUAAUUCACUUGGCAUUGAUGUUUUCAACGCAGCUGCCCAAAGAAUGUUUGGAUAUCAGCAACAAGAUGUUGUUGGCAAUUCUCUAAUAUCCUUAUUUGCAAAAGAAAAGCAAGAGGAAAUUAAGAAAAUGAUUGAAUCAAUGAAAAGCGUGGUCACAGAAAGAGAUCCGAAAGGAGAAACGGCGGAAAUCGAUUGUGUAAGAAAAAAUCAAUCAACCUUCCCAGGAAAGAUGAGCGUAUUCGUGACUGUAUUCCAAAAGAAGCAUGUCAUUACAGCAUUUAUCAAGGACAUUACGUCAGAAAAAAAACAUAAUGCCUUACUUGCCGAAGAAAAAAAGAAUUCAGAAAAUUUAUUAUUGAACAUUUUACCAGCCGCUGUUGCGAGUCAGCUGAAAUCAGGUGCUUCCUUAAUAGCAGAAAAAUUCCCAGAUGUCACCUGUUUCUUUAGUGAUAUGGUAAGCUUUACCAGCAUUUCUUCAAAACUGACACCAACAGAGCUGGUCAUGAUGCUGAAUACAAUAGUUAUUGGAUUUGAUGACUUGACUGACAAGUAUCACCUCGAAAAAGUGAAGACCAUUGGAGAUGCUUACUUUUGUGCGGGAGGACUUCAUAGCGAUGGAGGUCAAUCUGACAGUCCUGAACGUAUGCUUCGGUUUGCCAUGGAAACAUUUUCUGUUAUCCGAAGCUAUAACGCUACAUUUAGGAGAAAUAAUUUGGACGAGCAAGUGAAUAUUAGAGUUGGUAUUAACACAGGUGCCAUCGUUGCUGGUGUGAUUGGACGUAAAAAGUUUGCCUACGACAUGUGGGGAGACACCAUUAAUGUUGCAUCAAGAAUGGAGUCAACAUCUAAACCUGGUCGAAUACAAAUUUCAAGAAGCUCUUAUGAGAGAGUAUAUGAUUUAGGUUUCUCGUUUGAGGAGCGCAAACUGGAAGUGAAAGGAAAAGGUUUAACGCAAACAUAUAUGCUUAACGCUAAACAUCAUGAAUCUGCAGUUCUCACUAAUGAAGAAAUGCUUGAAUUAAUUGAACAUCAGGAGACUUCCAAUGCAGGUAGUACUUCGAAACUGUCUGCGGUAAAUGUGGUGCAUCCUCAAGUUGAAAAUGCAACAAUCAAUUAA